Molecule: messenger RNA, 2335 nt
Organism: Physella acuta
Lineage: Eukaryota; Metazoa; Mollusca; Gastropoda; Physidae
Product: nuclear transcription factor Y subunit beta
Biological process (GO): regulation of transcription by RNA polymerase II
Cellular component (GO): nucleus; CCAAT-binding factor complex
Molecular function (GO): protein heterodimerization activity; DNA-binding transcription activator activity, RNA polymerase II-specific; RNA polymerase II cis-regulatory region sequence-specific DNA binding
Source: RefSeq, a predicted model, not a curated record
UUUGUCGUAAUGCCCGAACACCCAUGCAGAAACGCAAACGCCGAGGAACCGCCAUCGCGACCUACAAAAAAAUUAAACUACUGAACAAAGCCCCCAACAAUGGCUGACUCACUGCCCAGUCCACUCACCGAUUAAUAAAAUUUGUGUAUUCAUUUCAAUGAUGAAUGAUACACAUGAUGGCACUGAAGAUGGACACAUUGAUGGGGCCUUAUUAGCACAGGGUGCCUAUGAUGUUGAUGGAGAAAAUGGUGGUCUGGGAUCACCUGAUAUGGAAGAUGAGAAACCUGCAGAUGAACCUCUCAGAGAACAGGAUAGAUUUUUGCCUAUUGCUAAUGUGGCAAGAAUAAUGAAAAAGGCUGUGCCCUCUUCAGGAAAGAUUGCCAAAGAUGCAAAGGAAUGUGUACAGGAGUGUGUAUCAGAGUUUAUCAGUUUCAUCACAAGCGAAGCUAGUGAGAGAUGUCACCAAGAAAAGAGAAAGACAAUAAACGGGGAGGAUAUUUUAUUUGCCAUGUCUACAUUAGGUUUUGACAACUAUGUGGAGCCACUCAAGCUGUACCUGCAAAAAUAUAGAGAGUGUUCUAAAGGAGAAAAGAAUAUGGGAUCCCUUCAAGGCCCAGAUACUAAUGAUGAAUUGUCAGAGGAUAUGUUAACACAAGUUGCAAGUGGCAUGUUAACUGAUCAGAAUGGACAACAGAGCAUCAUUUACACAACAGCUUACCCAGGACAGCUACAACAGCAAUUGAACUUUGGCUAAAAGAUUCUGCACUACCACAUUCAUUUUUCUUGAUUGUCAUUUUUUUUCUUGUUAGACUAGCUUAAAACAAUUGCUUUCGUUUUCUUGGCUUAGUUUAAAAUUCACUUUAAAGCAAAAUAUUACUCAAAAUUGCUACAAUUUUUUUUUUCAAUAAUUUUUUAUGGUAGAUAGUGGGUGGUCAAAGUAGCUGUUGCACAGCAUUCUUCUCCACAUUUUCUGUUUUAUUCAAUUAAACAUUUUAUGUUGUAUGCUACUUUUAAAAUUUGUUUGUUACCUCAAAGUUCUGCUGUACAGUUUUUUUUUCAUUGGUGUAUAAGAAAUGCAAUGUUUUAACUUGUUAUGUUGUAUGCUGUUCAAGUUUUUGGUAACUAAUUUUUAUUAAGUUAAAAUAUGCUUGCAUCUUUAGGUGAAAAAUGUACAAUUCAAAAUUUAAAUUAUAUCUUCAUCACUUUCAUAACUGAAUUUCUGAUGCAGUAGUAAUAUUUUGCUCCGAAUUUUGAGAUUUGAUGGUUACAUACAUGGUUUUUUUGGUGUUUUUAAAAUUACCACCAUUAUUAUUAAAUUUGUAACUGUGAGAGUGAUAAUAUUUGCUCAGCAUUUGUUAUAUUUUGAUGUAUUUGUGUUGUAAAAGUUUAUCAUGAGGUCAUCUAUGAUUUGUUCCUUCAAGUUAAAUAUCAAAAGUGUUUAAAAAAUUGUUUCAUUAAAUAUUUUAAAUAUAUCAUUUUAAAAAGAUCUCAGUUAAUAGAUUUCUUGAUUUCAUAAAACUUUUUUUAAGUACAGUUUUUAUAAUGUUUUUUGCUUAAGUUUGAAUAUAAUUUGAAUGAACUGUAAGGUAAGGAUAAGUUAAAAUGCUGAUUGUGAAAAUAUUUAUUUAAGUAGUUAACAGAUAAAAAUAUGAUGGAAAUGCUCAUUUUGUUCACAUUUUCCCAGAAAUAGCAGUUAAAAAACAAUGUGUUUUCUUGUCAGCUGGAGUGUGGAAAAGCCUACCUAUGUUGUAUUAUGCAUAUUGUUACUAUUCAAACUGUAUAAUAAAUCUCCAUUGUUAACAUUCUUUUUGUAAAUAGCACGUUUCUUCACUCCCUUUUUUUAAAAUUAGACUUGUAAAUAUGCAUAUACUUUGCAUGAACAUGUUAUUAAAAAUGCAUUUUUAACUGCUGUUGUACAUCUCAAACUACCAUAAAUUGUUUAGCUCAAUGAUUACCUUCCACAAAUCUUUACUGCAGCACAGUGUAUUAUGAUAAUUUGGUGUCAUUUUCUCCAUAGUUAUUGAAACUGAUAAUAGUUAUUAUGCUAUUGAUGCAAUCUUUUGAAACUCAUUGUUUUAAAACACAUCUCCAACGACUGUAAAUUCUUAUCAGUCUGAAAUUGAAUUUUUAUUAACCUUGUACAUUAACAAAUUUCUGCAGUAAAACAAAUUAAAUCAUUAAACUUAAAAGUGUAUAUUUUUUAAUUAAAUUAAUCAGUUUAAAUGUUUUCCCAUUGUCUGCCAUUCCAAGUGUAAAAAACUAAUACCAUGCACUUUCUUACAUACCUUUUGUUUCUUCUCAUGUAAAAAUAAAAAACUGUUUGGCAUAGUUUCCU